AUGACGUUCAAAAACGAAACCAUCUUACGUGAAAAGCCAGAAUGGGAGCACUCAACUGGUCAUGAGUUACCCAAGAAGACCUACUACCCGAACUACGAAGCAGCUGUGCUCCGUACCCUUCUUAUUCUUCGCCGGGAAAAGCAGAACCUUCAAUCGUACCUCAACUCCUUCACCGAGUUGGCUCGAGAACUCCCUGCGGAUGUUGCCAAUGAUACUACCCUUUCGGUCGCCCUUACUGAAGGUUGUGGCGAACCCUACGCCUCCGACAUUAGACGCUUGGACCUUAACACGUUCACGGAGCAGUUCGAGUACCUCCAACGUCAAGCAAAUAUUUUGCAUUCCCUUCCCGAAUUUGCCAUCGCUGCCGCAAGAGAGGCCGAUCCCAUCGCUGUUGCCUUAACUGCAAGGGAACCCAGCACCUUGACCGACACCGAAAUCACUGCCAUCAACAAGGCAAUGAAAGCAAAUAUGGUCUGCUACUACUGCCGGAAGAAGGGCCAUAUUAAGCGUGAUUGUCGCAAGAAAGCCGCCGAUGCCAAACUCGCCCGAUGA
Messenger RNA from Candidozyma haemuli, 552 nucleotides. Its product is annotated as C2HC-type zinc finger protein. The record is from RefSeq and is a predicted model, not a curated record. NCBI's taxonomy places the organism in Eukaryota, Fungi, Ascomycota, Pichiomycetes, Serinales, Metschnikowiaceae. The transcript has a single exon. Gene Ontology annotation, molecular function: zinc ion binding; nucleic acid binding. The coding region runs from base 1 to 552 and encodes 183 amino acids.